UAAACUAGUUUCCGUGGUUACCAGAUCGCCUGCAGACGCCGGAGAGAGGUUAAGUAAAUUCCUGCUCCAACUGCGUGAAAGGUUAACGAUACCGUAACGUUUGGAUAUUUAUAUAUUUUGUGGUAAAUACAUGUUUAUUAGUAGGCUUAAGUUCUUAGAACGCUUCCCCGGUUGAGCCGUAUUGCUAACAGCCUUUUCUUGGCUUUGCGAAAAGCUGAAAUCGUCCGAGGGUAUCGAUGCAUUUAGCAAGACCAAAGUCUUCCAAAGGGAGGAGCAGAACCGCCGUUAACAGCUUGCUCCAUGCAUGUGAUUCAGACAUGGACCAGAAACCCCCAGAGUCUCAUCUCAGGAGGAGGCUGGACAGAAGCCUCCGCUCCCGAUCUGAGCCUGAAAUUCGGCAGGCCCGCAGGUGGAACGAGGAGGAAGUUCUGUAUUUACUGCAGCAGGUUCCUGCCGCACCACCGGCGUCUCUAAACAAGUACCAAGUCCUUCCAUCCAUACGGAGCAGGCAGUCCGAGGACAGGCCGGGGAAGAGCUUGGAUGAAAUGAUGCUGCAGCUCAGCCUGUCUGAUGGAGCAGUGAUCCAGAGCAGGAGACAGGAGGACAGGACUGAUGGACAGCUUGGUAUGGGAGCCUGGUCAGAUCCCUCAGAAACAGCACCACCAACAACUAAAACAGGCAGUCUGCUUCUGGCUAUAAGAGCACCGUGUGGUCGGAGGUUCGAGCAACACUUUGACCCUGCAGACACCCUGCGGGAGGUGAGAGCCAGCGCAGAGGCCUGGUUUGCUGCCAGCUACAGUGAGGCUUUCAUCGAGACCAUGGAUGUGCCACGUAGAACCUUCACAGAUAUGGACAUGACUCUGGAACGGUGUGGCAUCCUGAACAGAUCAGUGCUGUGCAUCUCUCAAUAGUGACUAUAUUCAACAGGAGAAAUAUUAAAUAAAGCACUGAUGCACCAUAUGAUACUUAAUCUGUUGUUGGAUGAUCCACGGGUUUGAGCAGAAUGAUGCACAGGAGAAAGAUGCACCAAUCAGACAGAAUCAGCUCAUCUUCAGGAGUCAGUAGGUGAGAAGCGAGGUAGAUCCUGGACAGAUCACCAGCCUGUUACAUGACAACACACACAUUCACUCCUAAGGGCAAUUUAGAGACCAGUAAGGUUAAGAUGCAUGUUUUUGACUGGGAGCAUGCCAGAGUACCUGGAGAAAACAUGCCAACACCAUGCACCAUACACUGGACCGCGACUCAAACCCAGAACCGAGAAAUAAAUGAACUUUUCAAUGAUAA
Molecule: messenger RNA, 1284 nt
Organism: Girardinichthys multiradiatus
Lineage: Eukaryota; Metazoa; Chordata; Actinopteri; Cyprinodontiformes; Goodeidae
Gene: ubxn10
Product: UBX domain protein 10
Exons: 1
Coding region: 237-911 (224 amino acids)
Molecular function (GO): protein binding
Source: RefSeq, a predicted model, not a curated record